AUGCCUGUCCGAAAACCUAGCAAGUAUGGGAGCAAGUUCCGGUCCGGUGCUGCGUCCUUCAAUCCGAAACGAACCAAAACUGUCGAAUUCUCCUCGCUCCGGUCGACGGAAGCCACCUCGCAGGAUGAGAAAUUCGAGGCCAUCCGCCUGGCGAACAGCAUCGACGAGACCUUGGGCUUCCCGCGCUUCGAGGCCGGCGAAAAACGAGUCGGAUGGCUCAUCAACAUGCACAGCACCUCGAUAGAAGACUCGAAUAUCCCCGGAGGACGUGCGGGUGUGGACUACUACUUCCUGGAGGACGAUGGAGGAAGUUUCAAGGCGACGGUCGAGUACGAUCCUUAUUUCCUCAUCGCGGUCAAGAAGGGACAUGAAAUGGAGGUGGAGGAAUGGUGUCGCCGCAUGUUCGAAGGCGAGAUCAAGAAAAUCUCCAGAGUCGAGAGGGAGGAUCUCAACUUGCCGAACCAUUUACUGGGCCACCGACGAACUUUUCUCCAGCUGAACUUCUCGAAUGUGAGCCAUCUUUUGGAUGUGCGGAAGACGCUUCUACCUUUGGCCGAGAAGAAUAAGAAGAACGUGAAUGUGAUGGAUACUUAUGUGGAGGUCUCAAGCGCCAAUGUGGGCUUUGAUCUCUUUGAUGACGAACUAAUUAAUGAGGCACGAUCUAAUGGAAAUACGCAAGCGAGUGAUUUUAUAAUUGAUAUUCGAGAAUAUGAUGUUCCUUACCAUGUUCGAGUGGCGAUCGAUAAAGGAAAAUGGUACACGGUGGAGGCAAAGCAUGGGGUCAUCUCACUGAAUUGCAUAGAAGAGCGAUUGCAACGAGCUGAUCCGGUCGUGCUUGCUUUCGAUAUUGAGACAACCAAACUCCCUUUAAAGUUCCCCGACUCGGUCAUCGACCAGAUUAUGAUGAUAUCUUACAUGAUCGACGGACAAGGGUUUCUCAUCACCAACCGUGAGAUCGUAUCCGAGGACAUCAAUGAUUUCGAGUACACGCCGAAGCCGGAAUACAACGGACCCUUCAUAAUCUUUAAUGAACCUGAUGAACGCGGUGUUCUCGAGCGGUUCUUUGAACACAUCAAAAUCGCCAAGCCGACGGUCAUUGCGACGUACAACGGUGACUUUUUCGAUUGGCCGUUCGUUGAAGCGAGAGCGAGCGUGUUGGGGAUCGACAUGUACACGGAAAUCGGCUUUCGCAAAAACAGCGAGGACAUCUACCAGAGCGAUCACUGCGUGCAUAUGGACUGUUUUGCCUGGGUCAACCGUGACAGUUAUCUUCCCCAGGGAAGUCGUGGUUUGAAAGCUGUCACUGUUGCUAAACUUGGGUAUGAUCCCGAUGAGCUCGACCCGGAAUUGAUGACGCCGUAUGCAAGUGAGCGCCCGCAGACCCUGGCCGAAUACUCAGUCUCCGAUGCCGUCGCCACCUAUUAUCUGUAUAUGAAAUACGUCCACCCGUUCAUCUUUUCGCUUUGCACAAUUAUUCCUCUCAACCCGGAUGACACGCUACGCAAAGGAACCGGAACCCUGUGUGAGAUGCUUCUGAUGGUCCAAGCCUACAAAGGCGAAAUCAUUCUACCGAACAAACACAAAAACAGCCCAGAAUCUUUCUACGAAGGUCAUCUACUCGAGUCAGAGACUUACGUGGGAGGUCACGUCGAGAGUCUUGAGGCUGGUGUGUUCCGAAGCGAUAUCCCGGUCAGUUUCAACGUGGAUCCUACGGCUAUCGACGAACUGCUUCGCGACCUGGAUGCAGCCUUGAAAUUCAGUAUCGAGGUUGAGGAGAAAAAGUCGAUGGACGAUAUUGUCAACUAUGAAGAGGUGAAAGGCCAAAUUGCAGAACGCUUGAUCAACCUAAGAGAAAAGCCGACCCGAGACGAAGUGCCGUUCAUUUACCAUUUGGAUGUUGCUUCCAUGUAUCCCAACAUCAUGGUUACAAACCGACUUCAACCAGAUUCCAUGAUCCAAGAGUCGAAUUGCGCCGCCUGUGAUUUCAAUCGACCGGGCAAAACCUGUGAUAGACGAAUGCCGUGGGCGUGGCGAGGUGAAUUUCUGCCGGCUAAGCGUGAUGAGUACAACAUGAUUCGACAGGCAGUUUCAAACGAGCGUUUCCCCGGCAAAACCAAGAACAGCCCUAUGCGCCUCUUCAGCGAAAUGGGUGUCGAGGAGCAAGCCGCUAUAGUGAAGAAACGAUUGCAGGAUUACAGCAAAAAGAUCUACCACAAGAUCCACGACAGCAAGACAAUGGUGCGAGAGGCUAUCAUUUGUCAACGUGAGAACCCGUUUUAUGUCGACACCGUCCGCGACUUUCGAGACCGACGAUACGAUUUCAAAGGCAAGCAGAAGGUUUGGAAGGGCAAGGCCGAUUCUCUCAAAUCAUCUGGUGCUCCCACCUCCGAGGUAGAUGAAGCAAAGAAGAUGAUCAUUCUCUUUGACUCUCUCCAACUUGCCCACAAGGUUAUUCUGAACAGUUUCUACGGUUACGUCAUGAGAAAGGGAUCCCGAUGGUACUCCUUAGAGAUGGCCGGUGUGACAUGUUUAACAGGUGCUCGGAUUAUCCAAAUGGCCCGAGAGCUCGUUGAACGUAUCGGACGGCCGCUGGAGCUUGACACAGACGGUAUCUGGUGUAUGCUUCCAGGCACUUUCCCCGAGAACUUUUCUUUCACCCUCAAGAAUGGAAAGAAACUGGGGAUCUCGUACCCCUGUGUCAUGCUGAACUACCUCGUCCACGGCAGCUAUACCAACCACCAAUAUCAGACUCUUGUUGACCCGAAGACCUUCCGCUACGAGACACACAGCGACAACUCCAUCUUCUUCGAAGUCGACGGGCCUUACAAGGCAAUGAUCUUGCCCACUUCUAAGGAGGAGGACAAGAACUUGAAGAAACGUUAUGCCGUGUUCAAUCAUGAUGGAUCUCUUGCCGAAUUGAAGGGGUUCGAAGUCAAGCGACGAGGAGAGUUAAAACUGAUCAAGAUCUUCCAAACCCAGAUCUUCAAGUUCUUCCUGGAAGGGAAUACACUCGAGGAAACAUACGGCGCCGUCGCUCGAGUAGCCGACCGAUGGCUGGAUGUACUUUACGAGCAUGGAUCGACACUGGCAGACGAGGAACUCAUCGAUCUGAUCUCGGAGAACAGAAGUAUGACCAAAACCCUGGAGGAAUACGGCAACCAAAAGUCCACUUCCAUCACGACCGCGCGACGUUUGGCGGAGUUCCUGGGAGAGCAAAUGGUCAAGGACAAGGGUCUGAACUGCAAGUAUAUCAUAUCCUCGAGGCCUCGGAACACGCCUGUCACCGAACGAGCUAUACCGGUGACCAUCUUUUCAGCCGAGGAGAAUGUGAAGCGCUUUUUCUUGAGGAAGUGGUUGAAGGAUGAUCCUGGGGACAUGGACCCUCGCAGUGUGAUCGACUGGGACUACUACCUUGAACGACUGGGAUCUGUGGUGCAGAAGCUCAUUACGAUCCCGGCUGCGCUCCAAAAGAUCCGCAACCCUGUUCCGAGAGUGGCUCACCCAGACUGGCUCCAGCGCAGGAUCAACCAGAAGGAUGACAAGUUCAAACAGACGAAGAUGACCGAUCUCUUCGGAAAGUCCGAAAAGAACCCGCUGACAGAUAUAUCGACAAAUAUCCUUGAUCACCGGGUCCAGCACCCGGGUGAUAUGGACGAGGCGAUAGCAAACUCGACACAAAAGACCAAAUCGUCACCGAACAGCAAGGUCUCGCAAAAGAGAAAACUUCCCGAAGGUCAUACAAAAACCUCACUCGAUCCUUUCGCCAGUCUCCCGGCAAAGAUGCCACCGAUGGAGGAUGAUUAUGUUGGGUUCUUGAAAUACCAGAAACAGAAAUGGAAGAUCCAAAAGCAGGCCCGUAUUCGCCGUCGCCAGCUCUUCGGAGAACGGGCCAAUACUGGCACAGAUGCUUUGAGUCAUCUGUUCAGAAACCAAGCCGAAUUGCUCUAUAUCAGCACGUGGCAAGUGCUACAACUGGCGGAAACAUCCAGACCUGGCAUUGUGCGAGCUUUCGUCCUGAUCGACCGAAAAGUCCAUACCCUGACCGUCAAGGUCCCACGGCAAAUCUACGUCAACUUGAAGCAAGACUCGCUUCCGGAUGUCGACGUUCCGGAUUGCGAGGUCGAGAAGGUCAACCACACGUUACCAAAUGGACACCCUUCUGUCCAUCUGUUCAAAUUGACACUAUCCGAGGAGACCUUUUUGCAUGAGGCCGAUAAGAUUGACCUGCUUCUGCAACAUCCCAGUGUGGAGGGUGUUUACGAAAAGGGUAUCCCCUUAAGCGUACACGCCGUUCUGAAGCUUGGAAGUGUCUGCACUUUCGACGAGGAGCAGCGUGGUGUCCUUGGAGAGGGAUUAGACCGUGGCUUCGACCUCUCGACGCUGUGUCGUACCACCUCCGAGCAGCCGUAUCUUCUGAACACGCCCUUGGUUUAUCAUUACCUGUACCAUGUGACCUCUGGAGAUAGACAGAUAUUUGCUCUCUUUUCCACCGCCAAGAGCGAGGCGCAUAUCGUCAUUCUGAACCGGACGAGAGAUGUUCAGGGUCUGCCCAAUGUUGACAAGAUCUACUCGGAGCUCUUGAUGCGCAGGAAGCAGAACAUGGAGGGGGAUCAGACUCAGAGUGCAUUUGAGUACCCGGACAAGAUCCACUUCAGGACGACCCAGGUCACGACCAAACGAAAGGCGUACCUAGAGGUCGGCGAUUUGGUCAAAAAGCUCAAGAGCGAUGAAACUCAACCAUCCAUCUUGGUUAUUCAGUCGCAGCAGCGGAAUCGUCUGUGCCAUGAUAUCCCCAUCCUGAGAGACUAUCCUGUGCUUCCCGUGAAGCCCGAAGUGUCAGAUAUGGAUCUUCCACCGCUGGGCUGGCAGUCCUUCAUCGCUCGGAGGCUGGUCACUCAUUUCCUGUAUCUCUCUGCUUGGAUCCAGCAUUUGACUUUACUUGCCAGAUAUGGCGAUGUUCCUCUCUGCAAUCUGGAAAGUGACGAUCCCCGAUAUCUCAUCGACGUCUCGUACGCUCGGCGACUUCAGCAGAACAAUGUUAUUCUGUGGUGGUCUCCAAGCCCCAGGCCUGAUCAUGCGGGCUACGAGAAAGAUGACAUUGCUGGUCCGUUAGAAAAGGUCUCCAUGCCAUCCGUCAAUGCUCCAAGCGCUUACGACACGGUGUGCAUUGAACUGGAAGUUCGCAAUCUGGCCAUCAACACGAUCUUGACUUCCUCCAUCAUCAGCGAAAUGGAGGGGGCCGAUACGCUUUUGGCUGGCUCCGAUGCUCCUGCUGAUACCAAUGGCGCAGGCGUUCUCUAUUCCGAAAAAGCCUUCGCUUCAGCCGGCGCCGUUGUCUUGCGGGAGAUGGUGAAGCAUUGGUGGACCGAGGCCUGCGAUGGAAACACUAUGGCCGACAUCAUGGUGCAGCAUCUGAUCCGAUGGGUUGAAAGUCCAAUGUCGUGUCUUUACGAUCGGUCCCUGCACCACUACGUGCGAAUGCUGUCCCGCAAGUCCUUCCAGCGACUCAUGGUGGAGUUCAGACGUGUCGGUUCGAACAUUGUGUUCGCCAGCUCAACUCGUCUUUUGCUCCAGACGACCAAAACGGAGGUGGGCAAUGCGUAUGCGUACAGUCAGUACGUGCUCAAAUCGAUUCGGGCAAACCCGUCCUUCCACUUCAUCGACCUGGAGAUUAAAGAGUACUGGGACUAUCUCGUCUGGUAUGAUGAGUACAAUUACGGUGGAAAGGGAUGUCGCGAGGUCACCGGAGCGGAUGAGCAGGACCUCGAAACCGUCAUGCACUGGCAGCUCAGCCGCUUCCUACCAGGCCCCAUGCAGUCUAUUUUCAAUGAUUGGGUGGUCGAAUACAUUGACUUGAUGCACGGCAUCAAACACCCCGAAAACGCCGACUCGUCCACGCCUCGACCGACACAGAUCCCCCUUACCCGCCCGAACGACGAGGACAGUGAGGAGAUUUCGGCUGUUCUGGCCGAAAAGUUCUCGAAGCCGAUGAAGAAACAGAUUUCGGGACUCAUCCGCCGUCAACGAGAAGAAAUGCUUCAUCCGGAACUCGCAUCCGACUACGCAUUCCCCGUGCUUCCCGGAGUCCUGUCAAAUCCCAACGACGAGAAGCGCAACCCCGUGUUGGAGCUGGUGAAGCUACUGAUGCAGGUUCUGAGUCUGUCCAAGACGACCACCCUCGAAACGCGUCUUUUGCGUCGCGAGCUUCUCGCCCUCUUCGAAGUGCGCGAGUUUAGCAAAGAAGGCCGAUUCGAGAACCCGGCCGCCAGCCUCAAGCUCCCCGAACUCACCUGCGGUGCCUGCUGUCUGAUCCGCGAUCUCGACCUGUGCCGUGACGAGGACGUCCUUCCAGAGCCCGGAUCCGACCCCAGCAAGGCGGCCACGAAACCCUGGCGCUGUCCCUUCUGCCAGACCGAAUACGAUCGACUAACGCAGGAGGAGAUCCUGAUUGGUCAGGUUCAGGGCAUGAUCGUUGCAUGGCACACGCAGGAUCUCAAGUGUUCGAAAUGCAAGGGCCUGAAGGUCAGCGACUUCAUGGAACACUGCUCGUGCAGCGGCUCGUGGGUGGCCACGAUGGACCGGGCGGAGAUCGAAAAGAAACUGCGAGUACUGGAAAGCGCGGCGAAGUUCCACGGGCUGAAGUUACUGCAGGGGGUGGUUGAAGAGGUUCUUGGGCGCAUGUAGAAGGUGGCUUUUGUAUGUAUGUAAACUCAUGGCGUGAUUAUUAUUGGCAUCGGUAUUGUUAGGACGGAUUACCG
Aspergillus steynii IBT 23096 is the source of this 6758-nucleotide messenger RNA. Its product is annotated as DNA polymerase epsilon catalytic subunit POL2. Gene Ontology annotation, molecular function: nucleotide binding; DNA-directed DNA polymerase activity; zinc ion binding. Gene Ontology annotation, cellular component: epsilon DNA polymerase complex; nucleus. NCBI's taxonomy places the organism in Eukaryota, Fungi, Ascomycota, Eurotiomycetes, Eurotiales, Aspergillaceae. Gene Ontology annotation, biological process: nucleotide-excision repair, DNA gap filling; leading strand elongation; base-excision repair, gap-filling. The record is from RefSeq and is a predicted model, not a curated record. The coding region runs from base 1 to 6684 and encodes 2227 amino acids. The transcript is spliced from 3 exons.